UUGGAUUUCUUGUUCAAGAACAAUAAGUUGACAGGAUCUUGAGAUUCUCUCAGGAUUUUAAAUAAUGAAUUCCGAUCGUUGUGCUGCUUGCAAAUACUUGAGAAGAAGAUGCCCUUCAGAUUGCAUUUUCUCUCCUUAUUUUCCUUCCAACGAUCCUCAAAGAUUUGCAUGCGUUCACAAAAUCUAUGGUGCCAGCAAUGUGGGAAAAAUGCUCCAGCAACUCCCAACUCACCAACGAGUCCAAGCAGCAAACUCCUUAUUUUACGAGGCACAGUGCAGAAUACAAGACCCUGUCUAUGGGUGUGUUGGGAUAAUCUCUCUGCUACAUCAACAAAUACACAUUGCACAAAACCAGCUGGCCAAAACCCAAGCGGAAAUCGCAGUCCUCAGCACUUCUCACGCACCUGAUUCUCAAUUUCAACCAAAUUUGGCUGCAACAAGGCCACUUUAGCCCUUCCACUCAACCUUCCUCUU
This is a messenger RNA of Manihot esculenta (cassava), 474 nucleotides long. Its product is annotated as LOB domain-containing protein 24. The record is from RefSeq and is a predicted model, not a curated record. Lineage: Eukaryota; Viridiplantae; Streptophyta; Magnoliopsida; Malpighiales; Euphorbiaceae. The transcript is spliced from 2 exons. Bases 65 to 451 code for a protein of 128 amino acids.